AGUGUUUUGCCAUUUUUAGUUUCUUGUUUGGAUUCUGAGGAGCUGAGAAUUGCGACUUUUGUUUUCGUUUGUGUUCGGUUUCCGCUUGCCAGUGUAACGCUGUAGUUUUCACGUCCAGUGAAAUUCGUGACGAUCGUAUGAAGCAGCGUGCUCUCAUUCGGUUAUGUAUCGUGGAUUGCAAAGUGCAAUCAGCAUUCUCGCCUGUAAGCAUGAUACCUCAGCUCUGGCACUGCGCAAGCAAUGUUUCCCGUUCUUCGUUGUUGCAACAGCGGGACUGAUUUCGGAGAGUUCGGCAGGUGCGCCAUUUUUCGCUUUCAAGGGAUUGGGAAGGGAGCGAGCACCAGAUAAUCGGAAUUCCGCUAUGACUAAUCUGCGCCGCUGAUCGCUAACCAGUGCACUUCCUGCCACCGGUCCCACCUUGACCAUUGAUCCGCCUGCUUGACCAACGACAGCUGCUAUUGUCGGCAUGGAUUCCGCGGGGUCCACCGGGUCCAUCAUCGAUUACAUGCGCACCACGGGUUGCUUCCAGUUCCACUGCGCUACUUGCCGGAAAACCUUCCAGCAUCUUUCCCUCCUGGAGCUCCACAACGCCACCCAUACCUCGCCCGCCGAACCGCCCAGUCAGCGCCAAUGUCCAGUCUGUGAUUUCACCGGCGACGACUUCCAACAGCUGGCCAAGCAUGUCCUCCAGCACGCACUGCGCCGCAACGACUGGGUGCGGUGUCCCUUUUGCAAUCAGGAAGUUGGUCGUAUGGUCGAUGCCGCCAUGCGAGUUCACCUGGAAGCCAAGCAUCCCCGGGAGUUGGAGGUCAUCUGGGCGGACUGGCCGUUCCCCUGCGAACACUGUCCCCGGCGGUAUUUUCUCCGAAAGUGGCUGGUGCGACAUGUGGGCCAGAUGCAUGCCGGCGCCUCCUUAUCACCGGAAGACACGCAGACGUGCCCGUACUGUGGGAAAGUGUUUACGGCGCUGCAUCUGCAUUUGAGCAAGAACCGGUGCCGCGUCGCGUGGGACAUGAAGCCGUAUCGCUGUCAACAGUGCCAGACCGGGUAUUGCACUCACGGGAGUUUCAUGCACCACGUUGUUAAAGCCCAUGGGGGAGAUGUCCCAGUAGGCUCUGGGCAAACGACAGCGGUUGGGUCGGAGGCAGUUGAUGCGUUUUCUGCUCACAGUGAGGAUUUGCCGGAAAACUCGGGUAGCAUUUUCUUCGAUGGAACACCAGCCGCUUCCUUGGAGGAAGAGAACUUGCUUGCUGUCCAGGAUUUUCGGGAAAAUGCGGACGACCGUCUCGACGCCGAUGUGACACACGAGCCGGAUGAUCCGGUCCUUCCCCAGACGGAAUCCAGUGUUGGAGAUCCUGCCUUAAUUGCCACCUCGGAGGCGGACGAAUUAAUAGCAUUACCGGUGCGUGCCGUCAAAGAAGAACUGUUGGGCUGGGUGGACAGCGAUCCCUGGGGAUUGCACAGCACCGAACACCGUAACACGGGACUGCCGUACGGAGAAGCGGAUCCGGAUGCAGCUGGCUGUCUGUCUGCAACCAGUCCGGGGAAUUCUGUUAGUCCAGCGGUGCAGGAUGGCUCGGGAUUCGGCGACACGACCCGGUUGUGCGCAACAGCGGAACGUGUUGAUAGGGGAACGAAUGCCCGCGCGUCAGCGUCGCCUUAUAUUCGUACUGCAAAGAUUUGUGCAGCCCCUCCAGGCACGCCUUCUGCGACUGGCUGCCGUCCUGUGAUCGUACCGGCGCGUUCCAUGAUCCCUGCGCUAGUUGAGGACACGGAAGAUCUUGAUACGACCCUCUUUUGUACAGAAGAGUUGCUUGCUGAUGAUGAAAUCGAUGCCCUUGUGCAGCCCCUGUCCAUUCCUCGAACUGAAGUAGAUCAUCGAUUAAAAUCAACGAAGAAAUUGGCAGCGCGGAACAAACAAGAUGCGGUGAGCGGUCAGAAUAACGCCGAUGGCGCGGAAGCAUCUCCCAACGUUUUCCGUUUGCACGCGUAUGGUGGACGACACGGUGUGCCUGAAAAACCCGUUACCCUGCCAUCACCAGCGGAGAUCGCAGUCGCCUGCGCUUACAUGAAAACCACCGGUUAUUUCUACUACUUCUGCCCCCCGUGCCGCAGCCCUUUCCCAACGAAGCCCUUGCUCGACCUGCAUAAUAAAUUGUGUCAUCCUCCGACUGAUGCCGGCAACACUGACGAACCGGCCGAGAAAUGUCCCGAAUGUGAUUACACCGGUGUGGACAUGCUCCAGCACAUUAACCAGCACGUUUUUAUCAAGGAAAACUGGCUGCCCUGCUUGAUCUGCGGCGAAUCAAUCUAUCUAGGCCAUAGAAAUGGGUAUCAUAAAAUGCGUCGGCAUGUAGAUGAGGAGCACCCCGAAGAGUUUGCUGCGAUUUGCGCCGAUUGGGAAUGGCAGUGCAUGGAGAUGGACUGCCGGGAGAUGUUCUUUUCCAGCGCACGGUUAGUGCGCCAUGUCAGCUUGGCACAUGACACAGAACGAGGGGACAGUCGCGAGACCGUGCCGGACCGCAACGCGCCGACGCCGUGUCAGCACUGCGGUAAGGUGUUGGCGGGCAUCAAUGGUUUGUACAAGCAUCUGGAAUUGUGUGUUACGGGAACGGCGGAAGACCAGAUGGAAGCACGGAAGAAACGGAAACUGAGAAGGAAAUAUUAUGUCACCAAACAGGAACUAAGACGGCGGGCUCGUCGCUUGAUGGAGUUGACCUAUCACUGCGAAGAAAGCCCGCCCGGGUUCAUGACGGAAGUAUCUCUGCUGAACCACGUUAAAAUGCGACAUACCGGCGACAAUGCGGUGUCGUCAGGGACGUUCCGGUGCCGGCAAUGUGAUCGGGGCUUUAACAGCGUCAAGGGUUUGGCUGCUCAUAUCCUAAGGAAACAUCAGGGAUGGAAGUGUGUGUAUUGCGGUGUAUUGAUGACCAAUCACAUGGUGCAUCCGACGCAGCACAGAGUCGACGGCCGGUAUCCCUGUCCGCAGUGUACGAGUGUCUUUGACCGGUAUAUCCGCAUGACGGGACAUAUGGAACGCUGCCAUGGGUCCGUAUCUAUUCGUGAGGGAUCGGCUGGAUUGGAAGCACAUGUGCGCGAGUGCGGUGGAAGUGAUGCGGGAAAGGAUGUCCUGCAGUGUGCAACGGACCAUGACGCUUCUCAGCACGAACACGACGGCGGAGUAGUUUUGCGCAAGAAACUGGCCAAAGCGAAACCUGCUUGUCAGCGGGCUAUUGACACGGAUACGGACAGUAGUGAGAGGGAACUGCUCUCACCAGCGGAAGCCGACGAAGAUGGAGUAAACAACGAUUGGCCCGCCGCUGACCACUGGACGACCGACACGUUAUCAUUGCUGCUCGGCAUCGAUAACCGGGACCCACCUAUUUUACCGCAGUGCGAGCCGGUGAAUGGCGCUGACACGGAAAGAGUUGCGCAUGAAAAUCAUCCUGUUGAUUACGCAUCGCCGUGUACUGCGUUAGCCAUGAAUGGGGCACUAGAGGGUUCUCUACAGUGCAGUUUCUUACCGCCAGAUGUCGGCCAGUCCGAUAUGCUCAGCCACGACACCAAUAUAGACGGCUUAUUUGUGUCUUCCCCUGCCGAAAGCUUUCUUGUUGGAGAUCAUGAUCAGUAUGACCCAUCGGAUUCUAGAACUGCAUUGUCUCCGUGUGGCUCGUCACCACCGACACCGGCGAUUGGAUCGUCGUAUAGCGCUCCGCCUGCGGAAAUUGUCAGUAUAGAAUCAUUAGUGAACGUGUGCGAUGACAUGGAAGCCGGCAUUGUCGGCUCCCCGUAUCCAUCUUCCUCUCGCGAGUCCUUGCCAGCUGGAGAGAACGAUCAGCCAAACCUGUCGGGCCCUUUGAAGGUGCUGCUCCCGUGUCCUUCCCCGUCACUGACAACGACCACUGAACAGUUGUCCGAUACUCUGCCUGAGGCAAUGCCUAGCAGAGAUCCAUUUUUGGAGACGUCCAAUGGCGUGAAUUCGGCCGAGAUCACCGCGUCCAUCAUCGAUUACAUGCGCACCACCGGUUUCUUCCUGUUCUACUGCGCAUCCUGCCGUAAAUACUUUCAGCAACAUUCCCUCCUGGAGCUGCACAACGCCACCCAUACCCCACCCGCCGAACCGCCAAGCCAGCGCCAGUGUCCAGCCUGUGACUUCACCGCCAGCGACUUUCAACAGCUGGCCGAGCAUGUCAUCCAGCACGCACUGCAGCAGGAGGACUGGAUGCGGUGUCCGUUGUGCAAGGAGGAAGUUUGCCGUGUCAGAGGUAGCCGCAUGCGAGAACACUUUGAAGCCGAACACCCCCAGGAGUUGGAGGUCAUCUGGGCGGAUUGGCCCUUCCCCUGCGAACACUGUCCUCGGCGGUACUUUUUCCGGAAGUGGCUGGUACGGCAUAUGGAUCAGAACCAUCCAGGCGCCGCUUUGCCGUCGGACCAUGCGAAAGUGUGUCCGUACUGCGGGAAAUCAUUUACGGCGCUGGAUCUGCACCUGAGCAAGAACCGAUGCCGCGUCGCGUGGGACAAGAAGCCGUAUCGCUGCCGUCAGUGCCAGACCGGGUAUUGCACACACGGCAGCUUGAUGUGGCAUGUUAAAAGUGUCCAUGCGGGAGAUGUCGCAGUAUGCUCCGGAGACGAAUAUCCUGCGAAAUCUCCCCGAGGUCGCAAGAGAAAAGCUGAAAAGGGUCAGAAAACAACGAAACGUAGCAAACGGGAUUUUCCUCAGGACGCUGCGGAUUGUUUACCGGCGGAGGCGAUUGUCGCCCAGGCUAGCGAAACAUUGUUAUCUGCGUCGGUUCAGGGCGUUGCUCUGCGCCAUUCUCCUGAUAUUUCCGCUGAUACCGAACUGGCUGCCCCGUCACUACGACGCAGUCAGCGCUUAUCGAAACUGCCGCAGUAUUCUACAACCAAACCGCAGGAUCGCAGCACUAGUCCAAAACCAAGAGAAACACUAACACCUGCGACGGCAUCGCAGAUGAAAGCAAACGGAUUGCCGUCAGCAGAAGACGACCCCGCGAUAAGUUAUCAUGACGAACAGUUUGUAUUAAACAAUGCAGUUUCCGAUGGGGAGAUGAUCCAGGAUUCUUCUUCGGAGUGGGAUGUUGAAUGCGCGGCGUCUGCAUCUGAAUCCGAGGGAGCCGAUGAAGGAUGUGAUGACUGGUCCAGAUUAAGAAUGGCGGCAAAACGACGGAAUCCGUGUGCUUCACAGAGAGGGAAAGACGGUUCACCGUCGAAGACCGUCAAGGAUACGCGUCAUAAUCAUAAGACCUCUGCGCAACAUAAUCCCAAGCCGGGCAGGUCAAAGCCCAGGGCCCGGGUCCCGAAGGCAGGCACACAUUGCCCAGUUUGCAAGAGAUACUAUAAAGAAAUUCAGGAGCAUUGCCGCGUACAACAUCCAGAAGUGGUUGCCAAGCUAAUUCCCUGUAGUCAUGCGGAUUGUCGGGGAGUGUUUCUAACACAGAGAAACUUACGGGACCACUUGUUGGGGAGCGUUCACAACUCCGUGGUCUGUGGUACAAACAAAAAUCCACGAAAGUCAGCGACGCGUAAGCGGAAACCGGACACACCUCGGCUCGGGCUCCCGACGGUCGCCACCCACUGUCCAGUUUGCGGAUGUCAGUGUGAAAAAAUUGAGCAACACUACCGGGAAAACCAUCCAGAACUGGUUGGAAAGCUUAUUUCGUGUCAGCAGACGAAUUGCAAGAGAGCGUUUCUCACACAGAAAGGAUUACGGUCGCACGUGGUUCGGGCCCAUCCUAACUCUGUCGCAGUUUCCGAAGCCGAUCAGCAAGCCGCUGCAGCGUACAUUAUCGAAACUGGUUUCCUGCAUUUCCGCUGCACGGUGUGCCGGUUGAAUUUCAGCCGAAAAUCCCUGUUGGAUCUCCACACACUGCAACACGAUGAUGCCGUGGACGGCGAGGAGCAGCGCCAGUGUCCCGCCUGCGAGUACACCGCCGCCAGCCUUACGGAUUUAUCCGCCCAUGUGGGGAUCCACGGGUUCGCCACAUAUGCCCAGCAGCCGUGUGUGCUGUGUGGCACGUCGGUUACUAACCACGGUGGUUCCAAAUUGCGCGUGCACAUGGAGCGGGUCCAUGCGGACGUGAUGCAGCAGCGGCAGCAGCGUCAGUGUUUUCAGUGUGACGAGUGCCAGAAGACCUUCGACACGGCCUACGCCCUGAAGCAGCACGUGGACAGAGCGCAUAAAAAUCCGGGACGGAUGUGUUUAUACUGUAACACGAGUAUCGCGAGUUUCAAAAAAUUUGACCUGCACGUAACGGAUCAUAAGGUGGACGAUGCGUUUCCCUGUCCACAGUGCACGGCCACAUUCAGCAGCUACCCAGACCUACAAGAGCACUUUCGCAGCCAUGAUGCCAGUCGUGCUUGUCUGAUUUGUCGGAAGGUGUGUCGCACGGCGAAGCGGCUGGAGCGGCAUCUGCGAGGAUGUCUACGACAGCAAGCAGCGAAGAUCCCAUGGCGCCGCAGUCAACCGAAAGAGCCCGCCAUCAAAUUCCCGUGUUCGGUUUGUGGUAAGCCGAUGGGUGGGGUGGAAACCUUGCAGCUGCAUAUGAAAAAACAGCAUUUUAUCGGGAGUGACCAGGAGAAAAAGCAGCAGUGGCGCAAGGAGAAGAAGACUAAUCCGCAGCUGAAAGAAUUCUUUCGACCGAAGAAAACCAUGGCGUUCGAAGAGUUUAGCUAUCGGUGUGAAGAGUGCCGGGAAGGCUUUCGAUGGUUGAGUGGUUUUCGCAUGCAUAUGGAGAAAAAUCAUGCAUCUGUAGUUGACACAA
Paramacrobiotus metropolitanus is the source of this 6779-nucleotide messenger RNA. RefSeq lists its product as uncharacterized. Gene Ontology annotation, biological process: regulation of transcription by RNA polymerase II. The record is from RefSeq and is a predicted model, not a curated record. Gene Ontology annotation, cellular component: chromosome. NCBI's taxonomy places the organism in Eukaryota, Metazoa, Tardigrada, Eutardigrada, Parachela, Macrobiotidae. The transcript has 13 exons. Gene Ontology annotation, molecular function: chromatin insulator sequence binding. The annotation marks the transcript as partial.